Molecule: messenger RNA, 2543 nt
Organism: Sciurus carolinensis (gray squirrel)
Lineage: Eukaryota; Metazoa; Chordata; Mammalia; Rodentia; Sciuridae
Gene: Rabepk
Product: Rab9 effector protein with kelch motifs
Exons: 9
Coding region: 356-1471 (371 amino acids)
Molecular function (GO): protein binding
Source: RefSeq, a predicted model, not a curated record
UCCCCGCCGCCUCGACCAGCCCCGCGCCCUCUCUGGCUGAAGCCGGGUGACAAUCCCGAAAUGACCCCCUCAUUCCGGCCAGCGAAACCGGCUGGGACCCGUAGUUGUCUACCGCGAGGCGAGCUGGGAUUUGUAGUUUUUAAGUGUGGCCAACUAUUCUUUUUCUUCCCUUCCUUCAGACUCUCCUGGGGGAACCGGCGAGACUUUUCCGAGGCAGAACGGCGAAGUGGGUGACUGGGCAUUCACUCGUUUCUCAUGCCGACCCUGUUAAGCACUCUCCCAUCAGAACAUCUUCAGUUAAAAAUUGGAACAGAGGAUCUGGGCUGCUCCCAGUUCUGCCAUUUACGUGGACACCAUGAAGCAGCUGCCAGUCUUGGAACCUGGAGAAAAGCCCAGGAAAGCAACAUGGUACACCUUGACUCCCCCUGGAGACAACCCCUGUGCUCGAGUUGGCCAUAGUUGCUCAUAUUUACCCCCAGUUGGCAAUGCCAAGAGAGGGAAGGUCGUCAUUGUUGGAGGAGCAAAUCCAAACAGAAGCUUCUCAGAUGUGCACACCAUGAAUCUGGGGACACAUCAGUGGGAUUUACCCACCUGCGGGGGCCUCUUGCCACGGUACGAGCAUGCCAGCUUCAUUCCCUCCUGCACACCUGGCAACAUCUGGGUAUUUGGAGGGGCCGACCAGUCAGGAAACCGAAAUUGUCUUCAAGUUCUGAAUCCUGAAACUGGGACUUGGACGACACCAGAAGUGACCAGCCCCCCACCAUCUCCAAGAACAUUCCACACAUCAUCGGCAGCUAUUGGAAACCAGCUGUAUGUCUUUGGGGGUGGAGAGAGAGGUGCCCAGCCUGUGCAGGAUGUGAAGCUGCAUGUGUUUGAUGCAAAUACUCUGACCUGGUCACAGCCAAAGACAUCUGGAAGUCCUCCAUCUCCCCGGCAUGGUCAUGUGAUGGUAGCAGCAGGGACAAAGCUCUUCAUCCAUGGAGGCUUGGCAGGGGACAAAUUCUUUGAUGACCUCCAUUGCAUCAAUACAAGUGACAUGAAGUGGCAGAAGCUCAGUCCCACAGGGGCUGCUCCAGCAGGCUGUGCUGCCCACUCAGCUGUGACUUUGGGAAAACAUAUAUAUGUCUUUGGAGGAAUGACUCCCACUGGAGCACUGGACACAAUGUACCAGUAUCACAUAGAAAAGAAGCAUUGGACCCUGCUUAAAUUUGAUACUUUGCUGCCCUCUGGACGUUUGGAUCAUUCCAUGUGUAUCAUUCCAUGGCCAGUGACAUCUACUUCUGAAAAAGAAGACUCAAAUUCAGUUUCCCUAAACUGUGAAAUUGAGAAAGGGGAUUCCACCGACAGAGUGGCACAAUGUGGCAGCUCACCUGAGGAAGGUCGGAGUGACAUACUGCUCUGUUUUGUGUUUGGUGGUAUGAAUACAGAAGGGGAAAUCUAUAAUGAUUGUAUUGUGACGGUAAUUGACUAAAAAAAUGUUUGUUACUUUCAUAAAAGUUAAGUGAAACCUUAACGGUUUUAUGCCUUCAAAAUAUUUUCUGUACAAUAUAUCCAUCUUGCUUUUACCUAGUUUGGUAAGUAAAGAAACAACUAGACAGCCUAACACAGAAAGUUCCAUUGUAAAAAAGGUUUUACCAGCAGUAAAACCUAGGUAAAAAUGAGCCUUGGUGGCAAAUGUCUGUAAUCCCUGUGACUUUGAACCUCCCAGGAGGCUCAAAAGUUCGAGGCCGGCUUGGGCAACUCAGUGACUCCAUCUCAAAAUAAAAAAGGGCUGAGGAUGUAUGUAGUAGCUUAGUGGUAGACACCCCUGGGUUUAAUCCCCAGUACUGGCAGGGGUUGGCGGGGGGGCUGGUGCUAAAUGAAGACAAGUCACAGGCAUUAGAGUAGACAUUUACCAGUUGAAGUUCUUGCUAAUAUUCAUUAGUUGAUCCUUAUAGAGAGGGGCAGACUAUUUGAUGCACAGUAGUGAUAGCCUGUGGGGAUAGGUCACUUUUAACAUUUGAUUAGGCUUGGCCUGCAGACCUUCUCUUACACUAUAGGCCUACCCAAAUGCUUUUGAGACAAUGCAGAAGUAUAAGCCUUAGUAUUCAGAAAAAAUUGGUGUUGGGCCCAGUCUACCAUCCUUAGCAAGUUAACCUUCCAGCUGGUUACCCCUCUACAUAAUACUUAUCCUUGGGCAGUCUAGGAUUUCAUGUUAGCACCAGACAAUAAAGAUGGCAUUUAUUGAGCAUACUUACCACCCACCUAAACCAUCCCUUUUCUCGAGAAGCCAACUCAAAUAGUCCUAAGACUAACACAACCACAGCCUUUGUCUUACAAGUGGGACAGUUUAGUAUUUGGCUCACCAUCUAGAUGCUACCCUACUACCACUGAAAAUUUUCAUUAAGAGAUACUAGUGUAGCUGGGCUCAAAGUACAUCUUGUUUACCUUUUAAGAUUAUAAAAUGAGUCCAACUAAGUGGCACAGUGCAUGCUUGGUUAAGUGCAAAGCCUUGGAUUUGAUCCCCAGCACCACAAAAAUUAAAAAUAAAUGAAAAUCUAAGU